Messenger RNA from Capronia coronata CBS 617.96, 441 nucleotides. RefSeq lists its product as uncharacterized. Bases 1 to 441 code for a protein of 146 amino acids. The transcript has a single exon. The record is from RefSeq and is a predicted model, not a curated record. Lineage: Eukaryota; Fungi; Ascomycota; Eurotiomycetes; Chaetothyriales; Herpotrichiellaceae.
AUGCACAGCUUACAGAAUUAUGGAACGACCCAAAGCACGUACGAUGGCAAUGCUUACAGCUACUCUAGCACAUACCACAAUGGCAAUCUCAAGGUGUAUGCGCACCAUCCCAUGCCACCCAAGGCGGAUGGAGGACCCUCGGAGUAUUAUAUGGCACAACUGCGUGGGAUUGACAUGACUCACAACGUCGAUUCUUUCAGAGACGCUGCCACUGCUUUCCGCAAUGCCCGUGAUUUGGGGAAAUUACACCGAGACGAUUUCAUUGAACGUGCCAAUCAAGUGGCUCGACGCCAACCUGCUGGUUGCGCCUCUACUACCUCGACCAGAGAGCGCUCGUCUUUGUCAGUGCUCCAGGAGGACCAGUCGGACACUUCGGCCGACGAGCUCGCGCUCUCGAGAUCGGCUCGCAAGCGCUCGAGACUGGCUCCCGCUGAAUCGUAA